AUGACAUUCUUUUAUUUACAUCGAGGGUAAAGAAAUAGGCUCAUUGUAUUAUUGUAAUCCCUCAUUCAAUGCUUCACCAAACUCACCUUCCACUUUCACCCUUCAAUUCUUUCACUUCACACUCCUCUCUACCUUCUCUUCAUACCUCUCAGGCUGAAACAAAAAUGGAGUGUGUGAAUGCAGAAACAGCUUUCUCGGAUUUUCAUGUCCAAGCCAUAGCUCCUGUUGAUGAUUUCUCUGUCGAUGAUUUCCUCAACUUUUCCAAUGAAGAAGAACAAGAACAAGACACUCUCCAACAACCUCAACAAGACAUUCUAGAUGAAAAACAACAAGAAAACCAUUUCCAAGACAAUACCCACAAUCAAAAUGAAAUUUCACACCCCAUAAUCAAUAACCACUUUGAAUCAUUACCAACUACCGAACUCACUGUUCCGGUAGAAGAAGCUGCAAACUUAGAAUGGUUAUCUUAUUUCGUUGAAGAUUCCUUCUCACAAUUCUCCAUGACAGAGAAUCAUCAUCUUCUUCAACCAAAAGCUCCUGAACCAAAACCCAAUAUUUCAACGCCGUGUUUCAAAACUCCGGUGCCGGGGAAAGCUAGAAGCAAGAGAACAAGAACCGGAGUUCGUGUAUGGCCAGUUUCACUAGUCGACUCAUCUUCAACUUCAAGCUCCACUGCUCUUUCUUCCUCUUCCUCGCACCUCGAGGAAUGUUCGAAGCCGCCGGAGAAAAAACCGAAGAGGAGGAUGGGUUCGCUGGACGGCGGCGAAGGGAGAGGUGUUCUGCGGCGGUGCAGUCAUUGCGGUGUUCAGAAAACUCCCCAGUGGCGAACCGGACCGGCUGGACCGAAAACGCUCUGUAACGCUUGUGGGGUUCGUUACAAGUCGGGUCGGUUAUUACCCGAAUAUAGACCCGCUUGUAGCCCCACUUUUUCGAGGGAAAUGCAUUCUAAUCAUCACCGGAAGGUUCUGGAGAUGCGGCGGAAGAAGGAGGUUAUUCCCGGUUCGCCACUUCACCCGGCUGCUCCCGGUUUUUGAUUAUUGUUAUUUAUUUUAUUCUCUUUUUAAUUUAGUUAGAAAAAUAAAUUAGGUUGAAGAACAAGUUAAAUAAUAAGCCUUUUUUUAGUCACUAUUAGGCGUUUCAUUAUGUAACUUAAUAGGAGGAUUUAGAGUGACUUUGAUAUUUUGAAGAAUUAGAAAUCUUUAAUUUUAUUUUUUAUUUUUUAUUUUUUAUAGUUUAAAAUUUUAUUUUGUCGUGUCAAGUUUUUUUCUUUAUAUAGUUUAUUUUAAUUUAGUUGUGAA
Messenger RNA from Lathyrus oleraceus (garden pea), 1298 nucleotides. Its product is annotated as GATA transcription factor 5. NCBI's taxonomy places the organism in Eukaryota, Viridiplantae, Streptophyta, Magnoliopsida, Fabales, Fabaceae. Gene Ontology annotation, cellular component: nucleus. The transcript has 2 exons. Gene Ontology annotation, molecular function: zinc ion binding; sequence-specific DNA binding. Gene Ontology annotation, biological process: cell differentiation; positive regulation of DNA-templated transcription. The coding region runs from base 69 to 1034 and encodes 321 amino acids. The record is from RefSeq and is a predicted model, not a curated record.